CUUUCCUACGUCUUCUGAUUGGCAACUGCAGCUCUGAGUUCUACCGAGUCAAAACCUAGUACUAAAACAUAAGCCAUCUAUAUGCAUGCUUCCUGGAACUACGGUGCCGCGUCCAGCCUUCGCACUUUAGCAUAACGGCUGUAUUGACUUUUCGGGUUAUUCCUCAAUAGUAUCUCCAAAACAUCAAAUUGAAGAAUAAUUUACUCCUGUACAGGGCCGCAUAGUGUAACGCUCUCAUCACCAUUGCCGAAAGCCGCGAUAAAGAAGCCCACAUGAAGGAAAUACCAGUCAGUUCUUAAAGCCGGGAUUCUCCAUGCUCACCGCAACUCCUAGAAAGUUGAAUCGCGCAUGCAGUUUUCAGAUGUGAUCUUACAGUCUUUGUCGACCGUCCAAUAUGUUCUGCUUAAGCUUUUUUGCAAUCUUGAAACCCUGCCUCGCUCGACCAACCACUAAAACCACGUCAAGGAGAAUUGAACCUACAAUCACAACUGCAUCUGGGUAUGCAAAUAUCGAUCCAAUGAUUCAGACAUCCUUACAAGAUGGAAGAAAACUCCUUAACGUUGUCAAAGCCGAAACCGAAUUCGGUAUAUCCUUUUUUGAAGCCUAUCGCGGACUUGUCAUAAACGAGUAUGGGCCAUACUUGCUAUUUUCAGCUCGCCUUCGAAAAAGCCCUGGGAAGAGUCAUAUUAUUUCCUGUCCUCUCAACGUUCAAGCCGGAAAUCUCGAACCACUCGAUCAAUCUAUACUGCAGCUUAAUCUUGAUAACGCCCGGUCUAUGGUACCAGAGUCAGCCUGGAGGAUCCUCAGGGUGAAACCAAGUGAUGGGCUCUUGAUUUGUCAGUCUGAGCAAGGAUCAAACUCAGAUUGCAUAUGUAGAUGCCAUGUACCUAGUCGCUGAUAGUCUUCACCCCUUUUUUUUUGAAAAGUAUAAUGGUGCUUGCUUUUGUCGGGAAUUAUACAGUGU
Molecule: messenger RNA, 964 nt
Organism: Aspergillus homomorphus CBS 101889
Lineage: Eukaryota; Fungi; Ascomycota; Eurotiomycetes; Eurotiales; Aspergillaceae
Exons: 1
Coding region: 395-898 (167 amino acids)
Source: RefSeq, a predicted model, not a curated record